Gasterosteus aculeatus aculeatus (three-spined stickleback) is the source of this 3472-nucleotide messenger RNA. Its product is annotated as solute carrier family 13 member 2. Gene Ontology annotation, biological process: succinate transmembrane transport; alpha-ketoglutarate transport; cellular response to lithium ion. Lineage: Eukaryota; Metazoa; Chordata; Actinopteri; Perciformes; Gasterosteidae. The record is from RefSeq and is a predicted model, not a curated record. Gene Ontology annotation, molecular function: fumarate transmembrane transporter activity; alpha-ketoglutarate transmembrane transporter activity; succinate transmembrane transporter activity. Gene Ontology annotation, cellular component: plasma membrane.
AACCUACCAUUCUGCCCUUGUAGGUACUUUGUAAAAAGCAGUUUCCUUUUGGCAUUUGACAUAUUGAAAAUAAUAAAUCCACAAUAUAUUCUGUGAUGGAUGUCGUAGGGAAUUAAUUAGACUAAAAAAACAAUAGAAUUGUAUUAGUGUGUUUAAUGGACACUGACGCUAAUUAAACAUUGACUUUCUUCCUCAUUUGUAUCCGACUCUUGACCCACAUUUCAACUCUAAACACCGAGUUUGUGCAAGCAGCGCUCACGUAUAGCAAUACAAAGUAAACACACUACUUAAUAGUUUGACAUUUAAAUAUAUUGGUAGUUAUAUUUUCAGCAAAACACUUUUUACCCAUUUAUUUUUUUCUUUUACCUGCUUCUAAGAACAUUCACAACUAAGUGCAAUCUUUAAUUAAAAAUAGUUUUUCAGUUAUUACCUGAACGUUUUUCUCCCUGUUAAGGACUUUGAAUGUAAUUUGAUAGAAACUCAGAGUUGCCUCAAGCAAUAUAACAUCAAUCAUACACUCUUUCGAAAACCUUUUAACUUUUUCACGUCACACAUGAGCUCACAUUUAGAGGAUUAUCUGGUCUGUCUACAUUUCAGCCUCAGGCAGGCUUUUCGUAGGAAACACAACAUUGCGUUUUGCAUGUUACGCCAACACAAUUUAUUUACAGGGCUAUCAACCCUGUUAUCUAGUGGAACCUUUUCUAAAGAUUGCUCUCUCCUGUUACAAGACAUGGACAACACAUCGAUCACAUGCCAUUUCCUGCCACCCCCCACCCCCUUCACUCUAAAGUUAAUUUUUAAUCUUCUUUUCAGGGUGACCAACAAAGCCAUACAUAUACACUGGGACGUUCUGUUACUGUCUCUUAGCGAGUAGGCUGGUGUGGACAAUUGCAUGUAGUUUCUCCUUCCUCUUCAAUACUUUGGACGUCCAUCACAGCUUGUGGAUCAUGGCCGGGUUUCUUACAUGGUUGUGGAAGUAUAGGAAUUACAUUGUGAUAGUCCUUACUCCUCUUUUACUUCUGCCUCUGCCCCUCGUCAUUCCGACCCUGCAGGCAAAAUGUGGCUAUGUGAUAAUCCUCAUGGCGCUGUACUGGUGCACGGAGUGUAUCCCUCUGGCUGUGACGGCCCUCCUGCCGGUCAUUCUCUUCCCCAUGAUGGGCAUCAUGGAAUCAAGCGAGGUUUGUAUUCAGUACCUGAAGGACUCCAACAUGCUCUUCAUCGGGGGGCUGCUGGUGGCCAUUGCUGUCGAGCAGUGGAACCUGCACCGGAGGAUCGCCCUGAAAGUGCUGCUCAUUGUGGGGGUGAAGCCAUCUCUCCUGAUGAUCGGGUUCAUGGGCACCACGGCCUUUCUGUCAAUGUGGAUCAGCAACACGGCCUCCACAGCCAUGAUGGUGCCCAUCGCCAACGCCGUGCUGCAGCAGCUGAACGACACGGAGGCCAACGCCGAGGAGAGGGACAAUAACCGGUCUGCUGCAAUGGAUGGUCAGGAUAACCAGGCGUACGAGAUGGGCGACACCAAAGGGAGAAAAGAGCUUAAUGCAAAGGACGGGGCCCUCGACAUCGUUGCCAGUGACAGGAGUCCGGAGGCCGAGCAGUGCAGACUGAAGCGGGAGCAGAAGUAUUUGAAGCUGACGAAAGGCAUGAGCCUCAGCGUUUGUUACGCAGCCAGCAUCGGCGGGACGGCCACCCUCACUGGAACCACACCCAACGUCAUCCUGAAAGGCCAGAUCGAUGAACUCUUCCCAGAUAACGGAGGCGUCAUCAACUUUGCAAGCUGGUUUGGCUUCGCGUUCCCCAACAUGGUGCUCAUGCUCGUCUUGUCUUGGUUUUGGCUGCAGUUUGUCUUUUUGGGAUUUAACUUGAAAAAGUCCUUCGGAUGUGGCACGCAAGAAAAUGGUGACAGGGAGGCGUACAAAGUAAUCAAAGACGAGUACAAGAAGUUGGGCAGCAUGAGCUUCGCUGAGGGUUGUGUGCUGACCAUCUUCACGUUGCUGGUUCUCCUGUGGUUCACCAGGGAGCCCGGCUUCAUACCCGGCUGGGCCACUGUGCUCUUCAACAAAGAAAAAACGUAUGUGACGGAUGGCACCGUGGCCAUAUUGAUGUCAUCGCUCUUCUUCUGCAUCCCGUCCAAAUUACCCAGAUGCUGCGGGAGGUCUGAGGAUGGUGCUUCUGCUGAAGCCCCUCCACCUCUGCUUAGUUGGGACGUCGUCCACUUGAAGAUGCCUUGGAACAUCCUUUUGCUUCUGGGAGGAGGUUUUGCAUUGGCACACGGAAGUGAGAAAUCUGGACUCUCACUGUGGCUGGGGGAAAGUCUCGUACCGCUGCAGAGCAUCCCUCCUUUUGCCAUCUCCAUCCUGCUGUGUCUGCUGGUGGCAAUGUUCACCGAAUGUUCCAGCAACACUGCUACCACCACACUCUUUCUGCCUAUACUGGCCUCUAUGGCAACGGCCAUCAAGAUACACCCGCUGUACGUCAUGUUUCCCUGCACCAUCUCCGCCUCGCUGGCUUUCAUGCUGCCCGUGGCCACUCCGCCCAACGCCAUCGCCUUCUCCUACGGCAACCUUAAAGUCAUGGACAUGGCCAAAACCGGAUUCAUUCUGAACUUUGUUGGAGUCCUAACCAUCAACAUUGCCAUCAACACGUGGGGCGUGCCCAUGUUCCAGCUGAAUACCUUCCCCAGUUGGGCUAAUGUCACCAGAGUUCCUUGAAUGGGAACUCAACAAAAUGGACAAAUUAGGGGAGAUUCACAAUAUCUGCGUAUUGAUUCGGAUUCCUCCCCUGGAGGACUGGGCUGGCAGGGGACUCACUAUUUCUAUUUAAAGCCAGUCAGUCCAACCUGAUGUACAUAGAGGCCUGCACUUGAGACGGGUUAUUCAACGGGUUAUUCGCCAUGGUGACGCUCAUCAGAUACCAGCUGCACAUGCCGACUGGAAACACUGUAGCCCUUUUUGUUGAUGUUUCGACUGAACUUGAGUGAUGUUCAGUUAAUCUAGAUAAAUAACUGGAUAUUUAACCAAGCACAUUUUUUAAAAUGUCCUAAUGAGCUUUUAGCAUAUAGUAAUUGAAGUGUGUCCAAGGUUAUUUAACUUUCCGUAAAAGGAAAGAACCGCUGAUUCAUGCUAACUUGUGUGCCUAUGAAGACUGUUAUUUGAGGACCUAGCGCUCUCUAGAUCUGGAGAAGUAUAGCUAUUUACUAAAUGCAGGUUUUUUUUAUGUCUGUGUUCCCUUUUUUGGAUUGCUUUUUUAUUGUUGUCAUGUUGUUGCCAAUACUGGUCAGGCAAAUGAUCGUAUCCCCGCCGUUGAAUCCAGCUUUUGCCAUGUGAAGAGAUGUGCUACCGUCAAGGUUUAGGACUUCUAGAGCCUGAGAACACAGCGAAGAGGAGUUCCCGUUUUCUCUUUGAACAAUUGAAUUGCAACGCUGAAAGGUUAUGAUGAUUUCCAAUGAUGCCCAAAAUAAAAUGCGUACCCCAAA